AUGGAUAGUGUCCAUAUUCAUGAUGCAUCUUGCUUUAUCACCAAUGGAAGCAAGGAGGAUCACGUGGAUGACGCCCUUGCAUCUCCAAGCAUUUUGUGGCUUAGCCGCGUGAAGCCCCACCUGACCAACUGCAGUGCCUUUCGGGCAGCCACCUCUGCACUUGUUUUACCCUCUACAGAGGGGAACCUGGUUAAUCAGGAAAGAACCUCCCUCAAAAAGUCCGUUCCUGACGUGAGCGCCAGCGUCCCCGAGAAAACCCCAGCCCCGCGCUCCGCGCUCUCAGAACUGCGCUGCCCAUUCGUCGUGCGGCGCUCCCUGUGGACACCGCUGACCACCAUGGCCGUGACCGCCUGCCAGGGCUUGGGGUUCGUGGUCUCGCUGAUCGGGAUUGCGGGCAUCAUUGCCGCCACCUGCAUGGACCAGUGGAGCACCCAGGACUUGUACAACAACCCGGUGACGGCUGUGUUCAACUACCAGGGUCUGUGGCGCUCCUGUGUCCGAGAGAGCUCAGGCUUCACUGAGUGCCGCGGCUACUUCACCCUGCUGGGGCUGCCAGGCCGACAACCACCACCACCAGCGUUGGAACAGGAGUACAGGAAUCUUAGGGAGAGGAACGUCCUGGAGCUGUCGGAGCUCCUGUUCCCCUAA
Molecule: messenger RNA, 648 nt
Organism: Lemur catta (Ring-tailed lemur)
Lineage: Eukaryota; Metazoa; Chordata; Mammalia; Primates; Lemuridae
Exons: 4
Coding region: 1-648 (215 amino acids)
Biological process (GO): cell adhesion; bicellular tight junction assembly
Cellular component (GO): plasma membrane; bicellular tight junction
Molecular function (GO): structural molecule activity
Source: RefSeq, a predicted model, not a curated record